AUGGACCAAACAUAUGAAGAAUGGCGACAUUUGAUUGAAGGCCUGGGUCAAGGGACAGGAAAACGACAACCUCCGACCUUGCGCAACAUACUUCCAUCAACCCCGUCCAAUACCUCACUAAUUCCACACCUUGAGGGCGUCCACCAUGUCUUCGCACAAGCACUAAACGUCGAUAUACGUUUAAUGAUUUGGCCACAAAGCUGGUUCCCAGGGGAUGAGCGACUGAGCCCUAUGCAGCUCCGGCCUUGGAUUCAAUUUCCUCAACUCCAAGAAGAGAUGUGGGAUAAGAUCUUCAAUGCAUCCGAGUUUGUCAAUGCAAGUAUCUUCCCUCCGAACGUCUCUCUCCAAUACACUGCUCAGCUUCUGAAAUGGUACACGGUGGAUUCGGAAGACAGUAUGAAGCAAUUUGCACACAGAACGCUGGACGAUUUCCUCGGGUUCAUUAUUAAUUUUCUGGACUUUACGCCGAGUCUGAAAUACGCCUUUGGUGUUCGCGGAGAACUGAACUUUGACCGCCCGCGGCAUUGCUGUAUUUCUGUUGCGAAAUUCGGAUUCGAAGAGCCAGCAUACGCAGUCCUGUAUAUUCCGCCAUUUUGUCUGAGUUUGCCCGAGCUGGUUGCAGGAUUGCGCGCAAUAUCACCGAUAGAUGUCUUUGAUACCGAACCAAAUACAUUUGAGGAACAUGCCACCGCCAUAGUCGUCCGUGUGAUUGUUCGACUUUAUUCAAGAAUGGUUGGCGCUGGAAUUCGGUUUGGGUAUAUCUACACAGGAGAGGCCCUGGUGUUUGUUCACAUUCCCCGACAAGACAGUACUAUCGCCGAAUACUAUCUGUGUGUUCCUGGUCGAGAUGUUCUUUCUCAUGGUUAUGAUUUGAAUUCAAACUGGGUUCGCCGCACGGCUUUAGGACAAGUCCUCGCGUUCACACUACAAUCUUUAGCUGCCAGCCCACCACCGCACGAAUGGAGUGACGCAAUGUAUCAAACCUAUCGUCCACUCGAACGCGAUUACUCAAUGCUCAUGCCCCAGGCCCCAGAGGAUAUUCGAUGUCGUCCACCACCAAGGUGUAUAUAUGAAAAUUCAUUCUGGCCUGGAUUCUGGGUGAAUUUUCUGCAUGCAAACAUACAAACAAACGACGCUGAAAGCCCUGGUCUACAAACCUCCGAGCUAGAUAUUUCCAGGCCUUUUUGUACCCAAGAAUGCCUCCUCGGCACCUUUAACAAGGGUAUUCUGGAUGACAACUGCCCAAACGUUGCUGAGCACGGCAUGGGAAGACAUCAAAUCACCUCAGAGGAGAUCUGCAACAUGUUGAAUGAACAACUUCGAGGGGAUAGGUAUAGAGGCUUCCAGCAGCUGCACAUUGUUGGCCGAACCGGUUAUCUAAUAAAAGCAACAUUACGGUCUCAUGGGUACACGAUGUUGAUCAAGGCCACUAGCACCAGACAAUCGCGCAGGAUCAAAACCGAAUUGAGCAACUAUCAGAGUCUGAGAAAGUUGCAGGGAUCUCAAAUUCCUGUAUGUCUUGGGAUGUUUCAACCUAAGAUCCCGUAUUGGUAUCAUGGGAUUCGAAUGAGCUACAUGCUGCUCCUCAGCUGGUCUGGAAUACGAACGGAUGAACAUGCUACCCUCGAAACAACUCAGUACAUGGAACAGGAGAUGCGGAAGCUUGAGGAUAUACUCAAAGAACAUGGAGCUAUUCAGAAAGAUGCAGCCUUCCGCAACUUGCUGUGGAAUCCCAUUUCAGAAUGCUUUGUGAUGAUUGACUUGGAAGAUUUGAAGUGGGUGAAGGGGACUGCACAGGGGUCCGAGAGGCACCAAGGUGACGAGCAAGAAUUCAACACGGACUCAAUCCGGGAAUGUAGCAGCUAG
Penicillium vulpinum is the source of this 1866-nucleotide messenger RNA. RefSeq lists its product as uncharacterized. The record is from RefSeq and is a predicted model, not a curated record. The transcript has a single exon. Bases 1 to 1866 code for a protein of 621 amino acids. Lineage: Eukaryota; Fungi; Ascomycota; Eurotiomycetes; Eurotiales; Aspergillaceae.